This is a messenger RNA of Trichomycterus rosablanca, 721 nucleotides long. Its product is annotated as dual specificity protein phosphatase 14. Lineage: Eukaryota; Metazoa; Chordata; Actinopteri; Siluriformes; Trichomycteridae. The record is from RefSeq and is a predicted model, not a curated record. Gene Ontology annotation, molecular function: protein tyrosine/serine/threonine phosphatase activity. Gene Ontology annotation, biological process: protein dephosphorylation. Bases 82 to 597 code for a protein of 171 amino acids. The transcript has 2 exons. Gene Ontology annotation, cellular component: cytoplasm.
GCGGAUCUGUUACUGCAGUGCGAUUCAGAACUCCGAGGAUUAAAUCACAUUACUGAGAGGUAACAUUUAAAUACAGCCUCCAUGUCCGCCAUCUCCCAGGUCACUCCCAGACUCUACCUCAGCGGCAUAGACGCCUUGAACCCGUCUGCUCUCGCACACAGACGCGUCACCCUAGUGGUGUGCUUAUGUGACCCCCCAUCACGGUCACAACACACAGGCACAGAGUGGGUCUGCGUACCAGUGCGAGACGAGCCCCACGCCCCCUUGCACCGACACUUCGACGCCUUGGCGGAGCUCAUUCACCUGAACCGGAGCGGCAGUUCCCUGGUUUGUUGUGCAGCUGGCAGGAGCAGAUCUCCAUCUCUGGUCAUGGCAUACCUGAUGCGCUUCGAGGGGACUUCUCUGCUCGAGGCGUACCUCCAGGUUCUGGAUGCAAGGCCGUUUAUCCGUCCCAACGCCGGCUUCUGGAGGCAGCUGCUCGAUUAUGAAAGAAGGUUGCACAGUAGUAAUAGUGUCAGGAUGGUUUCAAGCACAAAUGGAGUACUGCCCGAGUCCAUAACACCAACAAAAGACUGUGGAUACUGCUUGAACAUUUAAAGACAUAUGUAUGAAAAUCUACCCUAGUAUUUACGAGUAUUUUGAGACACACUACAUGGUCAAACACAUGUUCACCUAACCAUGAACUUCUUGGACACCCCAUUCCAUAAAUAUAGAUUUGGUU